UAUCUGUCUCUCUCUUCUCUUUCUUCCGAAGCUGCUUACAACUUCGUCAAUGGCGGAGCGUCAGCCACAGCAGGUGGUGGUGCAUCCAUCCCAGGUCAAGGGACAGCCCGGCGGUCUAACAGCUACCCAAAUCCUUGCCGUCGUAACCCUCCUCCCCGUCGGUGGCACGUUGCUUGCACUCGCGGGGCUGACCCUUGCCGGGUCCGUCAUUGGCCUACUUGUCACCACUCCGCUCUUCAUCAUCUUCAGUCCAGUUCUUGUCCCGGCUACCAUCGUUGUCGGUCUUGCCGUUACGGCCUUCUUGGCCUCCGGCAUGUUUGGCCUCACUGGGUUAUCGUCCCUGUCCUGGGUCUUGAGCUGUAUCCGGCAGAAAGCGCCGCAGCAGCUGGAGCAGGCGAAGAGGCGGAUGCAUGAAGCGGCAGCUACGGCUCAGCAUAGGGGAUGAAAUGGGUGAUACGGGCACAGAGUCAUAUAUAUAUAU
Carica papaya (papaya) is the source of this 481-nucleotide messenger RNA. Its product is annotated as oleosin Cor a 12-like. Lineage: Eukaryota; Viridiplantae; Streptophyta; Magnoliopsida; Brassicales; Caricaceae. Gene Ontology annotation, cellular component: monolayer-surrounded lipid storage body; membrane. The record is from RefSeq and is a predicted model, not a curated record. Gene Ontology annotation, biological process: response to freezing; seed oilbody biogenesis; lipid storage.